Messenger RNA from Malassezia pachydermatis, 309 nucleotides. RefSeq lists its product as hypothetical. Bases 1 to 309 code for a protein of 102 amino acids. NCBI's taxonomy places the organism in Eukaryota, Fungi, Basidiomycota, Malasseziomycetes, Malasseziales, Malasseziaceae. The record is from RefSeq and is a predicted model, not a curated record. The transcript is spliced from 2 exons.
AUGUCGCAUCGCCGCACCGGAACGGAUCGAAGCACGGCUAGAGUUGCCGAUCUAGGCUUUGCACCGCUCAUUGAGACUCUUGAGUCCACACAUACUACAUCUGAUGAGCGGAUGUAUGCGCUUGUACAGCUAGAGCAUAUUGUAUCCCAACGUGUCCUACAAGGCCUUCCUGAUGUGCAGCGCCAAGCACAUGAAUUGGGCAUGCGACGUCAAGUGUUCUAUAUUAAGAUGGAAAAGUGCUGCGACUGGACAUUUAUUGAUCAGGGUGUGCGUCUUCAUGGUGCGUGUCUGUCCUCGUCUCACAUGUAG